AUGAACCUGACCCAACUGCCGAACAAUAUACUCGAUGCUCUCCUGCCAGGCUACUCGGUCAUCUCGGGUUUCAUCUUUCAAAUUACCGGGUUCGACAUCUCGGUUGCUGUCUCCCUGAGUGUGCUGAUAUUCACGGUCACCACGGCAUGGGUAUAUUGCUACAAGUACGCCUACUCUCUGCUCAUGACCCAUAUGACAGCAUCUAUCACUGUUCCUUCUCACGACGAUAUCUAUGAUCAAGUCAUAGCCUGGGUGUCCGAACUGGCUAUCGCAACCACCAGCCGAUCGAUGCGUGCCAAAAGCAAACGCCACAUGAGUUGGGAUUCUGACGAGGACCUACGCGCAGAUGUAUCCGGAAAAGCAUCUCAGGACACUCUCCUCAAUUUCAGCAACUGGGAAGCAAAAGUGCCUCCGAGGUUCGAGCCGCAUUAUGAGUUCUCCUGGUUCCGCCACAAGGGAAACUAUUUCAAACUGUCGAGAGAGAAGGAACCUGUCUUGAAUGGACGAAUGGGGUUCAACAUGGUCAGCAGCGAUGAAACUUUGACCAUCACCGUGCUUGGAAGAUCGUUGCAGCCCAUCAAGGAGCUGAUCAGGGAAGCAAGAGAUGCCUCCUUUGCUCGUGAGAGAAGCAAGACUACGAUUCGUCGACCUGGUCCAAAGGAAUUUCGGUCACGGGGGAUAUACGCCUGGAGCAGAGCCGCCACUCGCCCGUCUCGACCUAUCGAAACUGUCGUCCUCGAUAACACUCAGAAAACAAAACUGUUGCUGGACAUCAACGAAUACCUUCAUCCUGCUACCCCAAGAUGGUACGCAAACCGUGGAAUACCCUAUCGACGCGGCUACCUAUUUCACGGGCCCCCUGGUACGGGGAAAACAUCACUGAGCUUCGCCAUAGCCGGCGUAUUCGGACUGGACAUAUAUUGUAUUUCGCUACUUGAACCAAGCUUAACGGAGGAAGACCUGGGUUUACUGUUUAACUCCUUGCCCAGACGCUGUGUGGUUCUCUUGGAGGAUAUUGAUACUGCAGGGUUAGCACGUACUACGGCCGAUGAAGACCUAUCGACAGAAACAACCGACACCACCAACGAAACGACUGACAGCGUUAUCCCUAAUUUGAAGACGGCAGUCCAACAACCAGCCAAUCGUGCGAAGAAAGGGAAAAGGGCGAACGCCGACGAGGAACCCAAGGGCAUCUCUCUCUCCGGCCUCCUGAACGCAAUCGACGGCGUGGCUUCCCAUGAAGGACGAGUCCUCGUUAUGACAACAAAUCACCCCGAUAAACUCGAUGAUGCACUUAUUCGCCCCGGCAGAGUAGACAUGAUGGUUGAAUUUACAUUGGCAAAUAGGGAACAGAUUCGAGAGAUCUUUAUCCGAAUGUAUUCUCCAGAUCAGCCGGGAAGCGUUAAUGCAACCACUUCAUCGCCCUCACACAUUGAGAAAUCUCUAGCUGUCCUGAACUCUAAGCUAUUUAAUCACUCUAAGCCAGAGAAAUCUCCUGCUAGCCAUGAUCAAUCAGUAGCAGACGAGAAAAGGGGGAGGGAGUGCACAAGCGUCAGCGCCAGUCAUCAGGUUACCAUUACACAUAUUAAUGAACUGGCAACUUCAUUCGCCGCACUUCUUCCAGAAUAUGUCUUCUCGCCAGCUGAGAUUCAGGGAUUCUUGCUUACCCGCAAAAGAGAGCCUCAUCUAGCUGUAGAAGAGGUCCCUACCUGGUGUGAGAAUCUUAUGGUCACAAGGACCCGCCGUCACCCAACUGCUCUUUCAACAUCUAGCACUGCAGUUAGCAAGCAAUCUGAUAAGAGUGUUGCCGAAUCAGAUAAUGAGGCCACUGGUACAUCUGCAGAUGAGCAAGCCAACAGUGAAGCUGAGAGUGAAAGUGCAGCAUCCACCUGA
Messenger RNA from Arthroderma uncinatum, 1893 nucleotides. RefSeq names its product mitochondrial chaperone BCS1. Gene Ontology annotation, biological process: protein insertion into mitochondrial inner membrane from matrix; mitochondrial respiratory chain complex III assembly. The transcript has a single exon. The record is from RefSeq and is a predicted model, not a curated record. The coding region runs from base 1 to 1893 and encodes 630 amino acids. Gene Ontology annotation, molecular function: ATP hydrolysis activity; ATP binding. Gene Ontology annotation, cellular component: mitochondrial inner membrane. Lineage: Eukaryota; Fungi; Ascomycota; Eurotiomycetes; Onygenales; Arthrodermataceae.